Messenger RNA from Alosa sapidissima (American shad), 718 nucleotides. RefSeq names its product lens intrinsic membrane protein 2.1 (gene lim2.1). Gene Ontology annotation, cellular component: plasma membrane. The record is from RefSeq and is a predicted model, not a curated record. The transcript is spliced from 5 exons. NCBI's taxonomy places the organism in Eukaryota, Metazoa, Chordata, Actinopteri, Clupeiformes, Clupeidae. Gene Ontology annotation, molecular function: structural constituent of eye lens. The coding region runs from base 107 to 628 and encodes 173 amino acids.
ACGCUAUUUGCACCAGCCUGUCCUACCCUUGUAGGGCCUUGCUUUAUCCUGCCGAGGUUUAACCGAGUCAUUCAGUCUUCAUCAACGUGGUGAAUUGAGGUGCAGGAUGUACAGCUUCAUGGGAGGCGGGCUGUUCUGUGCUGGCGUAGGGAAUAUACUCCUCAUUGUUUCCACAGCAACAGAUUAUUGGAUGCAGUACCGACACUCAAACAACUACAUGCACCAGGGCCUCUGGCGCUACUGCACGCCUUCCAAAUGCUUUACACACACUGACAGCAUUGCUUAUUGGGAUGCCACUCGAGCAUGCAUGAUCCUAUCCCUGCUGGCCUGUUUCAUAGGCAUCAUCAUCGGCAUCAUGGCCUUCAUCCACUACUCCUCCUUCGACAGAUUUGAUAAGACCUUUGCUGCAGGCGUUUUAUUCUUCAUCUCAUGCUUUUUUGUAUUUCUGGCAAUGGCGGUGUACACUGGCGUGACAGUAAAUUACUAUGGCAAACGCUAUGGAAACUGGCGAUUCUCCUGGUCCUACAUCAUUGGCUGGGUGGCAGUGGUACUCACAUUCUUUUCAGGUAUAUUCUACAUGUGUGCUUAUCGGAUGCAUGAGUGCCCAAGAAGUUCCAACACACAUUAGAGGACUGAAAUCACCCUAGUUUGCUUCAAGGACUCAACCCCAGCAUCGUAAAGCAUCGACUGUGGAGCAUGGCAUUGUCGAGCACUAGGA